GCGCCGGGCGGUCGUGUCGCGCGUUGCGUCCGUCUCUCCUAUAAACUUCGGAAUAUUUUUACGAAAAUAUGUGAAGUUUCCAAACAUAAUUCUGUGCAGAACUACCGUGCCGGACGUACAGUUUAGCGUUUAGUUGACUAGCACCGUUGUUAAUAAGUAGUUUUAACUCAUUGAAACUUAAUAGGCUUACUCAUUUUACCUGCAUACUUGGUCCCACGACGCGCGAAGCGGUUACCUUAUCGAAGAAACGAACAUUUUUCAAAUGGAUGUGCGUUUAUAUGCUGUGAUAGUGUGCGUAUGUGUGAUUGGAGUCCAGAGCCGGUGACAAGUUGUAGUGACGUGAUUGAAAUUUAUAAGUUGAUCAAGAAAAUAAGUCAAGAUGAAGUGGUGCGGGGGUGAAAGGGGCUUGAUAGCCUGGUUGAUCGUGGCAGCGGUGAACGCGGCGUCUGCGCAGUAUACAAAAGCUCGAGAUUACACAUAUCCCACACAUCACGUGACGCGAUUGAGACAUUCCAGACAUCUUCCCAUAUACACGUCAGCCUACAUUCCGGCGCCUUCUCCAAAGCUGGCGGUGAAGGACAACCGCAAGCCACUGUUCACAGAGUGCCUCAACUACCGCCCCACUGUGAAGGAGGAGCAGCCUGUUGGCACCUACGUCUUCACGGUGAAAGCUGAAGACAGAGACCCUCCUGACAUGGGCGGUACAGUCACAUACAAAUUUGUUUCCACUCCCGGAGAGAAAGAGAGGUUCAAUGUGGAUCCCGUCAGUGGAAGGAUAACGACAGCAGACAUAUUCGACCACGAUGAGCCUUCAAGAGAAAAAGAGACUUACAUAACUGUACGAGCUAGUGACAAUGGACAGCCACCCUUAGAUGACGCCUGUACCAUCAAAAUUCUUAUAGAAGACAUCAAUGACAACCAGCCUGUUUUCGACAAAGUUUCAUACUCGGAGUCGGUACCACAAGACCUGCCCAGUGGAAGAGAGGUGAUGAGAAUAUCAGCCACAGAUAUCGACGAUGGAAACAACUCCAUAGUCCAUUAUAGUUUAGACUCAAAUUCUCCAGACCAAUCUUACUUCUACAUAGAUCCGGACAAUGGGGUCAUAUUUUUAAAUAAGACUAUUGAUAAAGUACCGGGUUACAAAUUUAAACUAAGCGCCAUAGUGAAAGACAUGGGAGAGGUUCCCCAGCAGAGUGCAAUCACUUUAGACAUCCAAGUGGUCGAAUCUAAUAAGAAAAGUCCGUCUUUCAUCGAAGUUCCAGACGAGCCGAUCAGAUUAAAAGAAAAUUACGCCGAUUUUAAGACGCCCAUCGCCACCGUCAGGGCUGUGUCCAACAUACCGGGCGAAGAAAAACUUCAAUUUGAAUUAGUCAUGGGUCAGACAGAACAAACGAAUAAAAGACACACAUUUGUGUUGGAACCUGAGGCUAACACCGCUUAUAUUAAGCUCGGAAACCAUUUGGAUUAUGAGAAAAUUACUGACUACACACUUACUGUUCGAAUACAGAAUAACUACAAAUUAGCAGCGGAAACAAUAAUACAGAUAGAAGUAGAAGAUGUAAACGACAAUAUACCUAUCUUUAGUGAAAUAAGAUCUGGUAGUGUAUUAGAAAAUGAACCACCAGGAACACCUGUGAUGCAAGUGAGAGCCUUCGAUGCUGACGGUACAUCAGCAAAUAACCAAAUAACUUACCAACUUGGCGACCCAUCCGAUCCAUUUGCCAUUGACAGCGUCACUGGAAAUAUUACAACUCUAAAAAUGUUCGACAGAGAAGAAAAGAGUUUUUACAAUAUCAAAAUUAUAGCUACCGAUAAUUCGGAAUCUGCUCUGAUUCCUGGCAAGCAUAAUUCUGGACAGCAAUCGUUUUUGAUUGAAAUAGCUGAUAAGAACGACAAUCCUCCACAUUUCACUAUGGAUACGUAUGUUGCUGAAUCAAUUGCGGAGAAUGCUAAUAUUAAUGAGCUGGUCACUCAAGUUACUGCUUUAGACAUUGAUACAGCUUCUGUCGUCACAUAUAGCAUCGUAGCUGGCAACACUUACGACGCCUUUGUCAUCCGUAACUUCACUGGCGAAAUCAGAGUCAACAACGUGUUAGAUUAUGAGAAUAUAACGAGUUACAGCCUUGAUGUCCGGGCUUUCGACGGUCUAUACGAAGACUAUGCUAAAGUUAAAAUUAACAUCGAAAAUUUGAACGAUAACCCACCGGUCUUUUUGGACAGUUAUAAUGCAACGAUUGAAGAAGAGAGACUGUAUGAUGGUUGUAUUGUUAAGGUGGAAGCCUAUGACCCAGACAUAAAAGACCGCAACGCGCCGCAACACAUCGUCUAUUCCCUUGUGCGAUUGGAGCAGAAGGAGUUUCUCCAAAUAGAUAAUGAUGGCUGUCUCAUGCUCACAAAGCCAUUGGACCGAGAUCCCCCUUCAGGUUUCGCGACUAGACAGAUCCUGAUCAUGGCAGCCGACCACGGCGGGAAAUUGGGCUCCGACAGCUUACGGUCUCCCACUGAGGUCAUUCUAGAGCUCACUGACAUCAACGAUAAUGCGCCCUUCCUCACCAAUACGCAACCAGUGAUAUGGUACGAGAAUGAGAACCCUGGACAGGUCGUGGUGCUGACGGCCAAAGACUACGACUCGGAGAAGAACGGAGCUCCAUUCGAGUUUUCCCUCAACGAAUCAGCUUCCUUGGACAUCCGAUCCAAGUUCUCCAUACAGGGCAAUAUCCUGUCAGCGCUGGUGACGUUCGACAGAGAAUUGCAGAAGAAAUACGAGAUUCCAGUGGCUAUCACAGACUCUGGUACCCCGCGGAUGACUGGGGUGUCAAUAUUGACCGUCGUCAUCGGAGACAAGAACGACAACCCUAUGGCGCCGGGGCAUAGCAACAUCUUCGUUUAUAAUUACAAGGGCGAGGCACCGGACACCGAAAUUGGCCGUGUUUACGUGGACGACCCUGAUGACUGGGAUCUGCCUGACAAACGCUUCAUGUGGAUACCCUCAUACGAGCUGAGGAGUCCAUACUUCGACGUGCACAGCAAAAACGGCAUGAUCACCAUGAAACAUGGCACUCCUAACGGGACUUAUUUGUUGAGAUUUAACGUGACAGAGGAAAACGAGCCAAAGGUGCCAUUCCACUGGGUAGAAGCAACUGUCAACGUCACAAUCAAGGAGAUACCCGAGGAAGCGGUGGAUAAAUCUGGUUCAAUCCGGUUCGUCAACAUCACUGCUGAAGACUUCAUCAUACCCGAAGCUGAUGGCACGAGUAAGAAAGAAAAGCUGCACCGUCGCCUCUCGCAACUAUACAACACAUCGAUGGACAACGUGGAUGUGUUCACCAUCUUCAGCAAAGUGACGGUGAAGGACAACUUCCUUGAUGUGAGGUUCUCAGCUCACGGGUCACCGUACUACCCGCCGGAGAAGCUUGAUAGCAUGGUCAUUGGCAUUCAAGAAAAGCUCGAAGAAGAACUCCAAGCCAAGAUCUACAUGGUGAAGAUAGACGAAUGCCUCAUCGAGAAGGAGCAGUGCGCGGACUCCUGUCGCAACGUACUUAUGAAGAAUAAUGUUCCUCUCUCAGUCUACACGAACACCACUAGCUUUGUGGGGGUCUCCGCUAGGGUCGAGUCAGAGUGUACUUGCGAUGUGGUCGACACGCUCAUCUGUUUGAAUGGAGGCACCCCAAUCGCGAACCAGUGCGAAUGUCCAGAAGGUCUAACGGGUCCCCACUGCGAACAAACGUCAAUCGGUUUCCAUGGCGACGGGUGGGCCAUGUACCCCUCGCCCCCGGCCUGCCACGAGGGCCACGUGACCAUGACUGUGACGUCACACUCCGCUAACAGCCUCGUCUUCUACAUGGGACCCUUGAAGUAUAACCCGCUUUUGGAUGUGCAAGAUUUCAUGUCCCUGGAACUAGUUGACGGCUACCCAGUUCUCCUGGUGAACUACGGGUCGGGUACCACCAGGCUGAACAACAGUGUCGUCCAUGUUUCUGACGGCAAACCUCAUUUGAUCGAGAUCGUCCUGAUGAGGAGUUCAAUUGAGAUGUUCGUGGAUAGAUGCAAGCUGUCUACGUGCAUGAGUUUGGCGGCGCCUACUGGACCUAAAGAGAUAUUAAAUGUAAACGGGCCCCUGCAAGUGGGCGGCUCGAGCAUCGACCUACAGCACCUCGCGAGGACCUUCGGAUGGCGGCACACUCCGACCAACAUGCCUUUCGUGGGCUGCAUCAGCAAUUUCACCUACAAUGAUUUCGUAUACAAUUUGGGCGAGCCCUCAGUUCACCAUAAUGCUGACCCAAGCUGCCAGCGUAGCAUGUUCACAGCGGUCACCUUCGGCAUUGACACAAACUUCCUGGUUGCUAUACUAGUCUGCAUAGCUAUUUUAGUCAUCCUACUCUUAGCGGUGGUCGUGCACCGUCGCCGCGCAGACGCAUGGGCUGAGAAGGAGCUAGACGAUAUCCGGGAGAACAUCAUAGCUUACGAGGACGAGGGGGGCGGCGAGGGGGACGCGGGGUACGACCUCCACGUGCUCAGGCAGAUGUAUGACGGACCCCCGCCUGAUACGGACCCCUCGUUUAUGUAUGCUCCAGGUUUAAAAGGGGCCGCGCCAGAUAUAUCCGGAUUCUUAGAUGACAAAAAGUCGGUGCUGGACAGAGAUCCGGAUAUAAACCCGUACGACGACGUCCGACACUACGCGUAUGAGGGAGACGGCAACACUAGUGGAUCGCUCUCCUCGCUUGCUAGUUGCACGGACGACGGGGAUCUUAAAUUCAACUAUUUGUCUACAUUCGGGCCGAGGUUCCGUAAAUUGGCGGAUAUGUAUGGAGACUCUGACGACGACAGAGUGCCACAUGAAGAGUCUUGGUGCUAGCAGCACGCGUGGCUCGUGUAGCCGAACCAAACCCAUCCUUAUAUAACUCUAGUGUAAAGGACAACGCCAGUGCCAGUGCUUGGAACAGACCAAGUUUGAGAUGCCUUACAUUACGUUAAGUUCAGAGUGUUAAGUGUAACGUUUGGCAGAGAUGGAUCCCACCGUCCUAAGGAUACGACAGUCAACAUUAACGCCGAUUAAUAAUAAUGAUUGCCUGUGAUAAGUGUAAGCGUUCCAUUUUUUGUAUGUUCAAUGAUUUCGGCCUAUUCGUGAAUGGUAAUUUCUGUUUGUUUCUUCCUGUAUUCAGGAACGUACGUAUCUUGAGAUACUGUUUUAUCACAAGCGUUUGUCCCCUGGCCUAAGACUUGCAAUGAUAGGUAAAUGUUAUCGAUGUGAUUACUUUGCACCCAUGUAUACAAAGUUUAUAAUGUAACUGAAAUAUUUGUAAUUUUCACAGGCGUUUUAGAAGUAAUUUUUUUUUCGUUUUAAUUAAAAAGUAUGUAAACGAUUCGUAUACACGGGCUCAUUAAACGUUAUGAAUGUUCGUGUGACUUUUUAUACUUUAAAUGUUAGGAAUAUGUAUUAAGUUUAACUGAACUACUACUUGACGUGCAUAAGAAUUAAAGUAAUUAUCGGAUAAUUUUAAGAAACUGACUGAGUCAUAAUGUUAAGCCGGUUAAAAAGUCCGUUCUUGUAUUAGAUUUACUCUUAAACUUUCGUAUGCAUAUACGUAUUUUAUUUUUUAAUUGAUGUCGUCAAUUUUUGUGCCUAAUUUUUAUUAAAUAUAGCUGUGCCAUUGUUGUGACUUUUUUAAUUUCAAUUUAUAUAAUUUUUAUUUUAUUUUCGCCAUUGAUCUUUGGACCCUUAGGUAAAAAGGACAUUUUUAUGCAUUAGUAAUUUCUGAUAACGUUCAAACAGGUUUAAAUAAUUAUUAUGUACAACAGGGUCGUAUUUAUAUAUGACAAGAUAAUUGUGAUUGUAAUAAGUUUAAUUUUUUUCGUUUCUGUAAAACUUUUAAAUAAAAAUAUCAAGUUAAAAA
Plodia interpunctella (Indianmeal moth) is the source of this 5894-nucleotide messenger RNA. RefSeq names its product shotgun (gene shg). The transcript is spliced from 25 exons. Gene Ontology annotation, biological process: homophilic cell-cell adhesion; cell morphogenesis; multicellular organism development. The record is from RefSeq and is a predicted model, not a curated record. NCBI's taxonomy places the organism in Eukaryota, Metazoa, Arthropoda, Insecta, Lepidoptera, Pyralidae. Bases 380 to 4855 code for a protein of 1491 amino acids. Gene Ontology annotation, molecular function: cadherin binding; calcium ion binding. Gene Ontology annotation, cellular component: adherens junction; catenin complex; plasma membrane.